Molecule: messenger RNA, 4105 nt
Organism: Phlebotomus papatasi
Lineage: Eukaryota; Metazoa; Arthropoda; Insecta; Diptera; Psychodidae
Gene: rad50
Product: DNA repair protein RAD50
Exons: 3
Coding region: 96-4013 (1305 amino acids)
Biological process (GO): telomere maintenance via recombination; double-strand break repair; chromosome organization involved in meiotic cell cycle
Cellular component (GO): condensed nuclear chromosome; nucleus; Mre11 complex
Molecular function (GO): G-quadruplex DNA binding; single-stranded telomeric DNA binding; ATP hydrolysis activity
Source: RefSeq, a predicted model, not a curated record
GCGAAGGAACAUAACCUUAAAAAACAAUUGCGCUGUGUCAAACUGCUCAGGAAAAGUGUUAGGAAAAUCUUCAAGAAAAUCAUAUAAAGGGAAAAAUGUCUACACUCGACAAGCUUCUUAUCAGAGGCAUCCGGAGCUUUGGCUCCCAGACAGGAGAUGAACAGCAGAUAUCCUUUGUUUCUCCGCUCACGCUGAUCGUGGGGGUGAAUGGGAGUGGAAAGACGACGAUUAUUGAAUGCCUGAAGUAUGCUCUGACGGGUGAAGUGCCUCCUGGAUCUGACAGAGGAGCCGGCUUUGUCCAUGAUCCCAAGAUCUAUCAGUUCAGCGAGUGCCUGGGCCAGGUGAAGCUCAAUGUGAAGGACAUCAAAGGGACCACCCACAUUGUCACGCGCUCAAUGAAGGCGAUGCUGAAGACAACAAAGACAAGUAAGUCCACUUUUGAGACAAUUGACGUGAAUAUUUACUGUCCGGGAGUAGGACCCUCGAAGGGGUCAAUGAGUAAGAGAGUGGCGGAUAUGAAUGCUGAAAUGUGUGACAUCAUGGGAGUGUCGAAAGCUAUUCUCAACAAUGUCAUCUUCUGCCAUCAGGAGGAUUCCAGUUGGCCCCUGGAUGAGCAGAAGAAGGUCAAGGAGAAAUUUGAUGCAAUUUUCGGGACAACAGAGUACAACAGGGUGAUUGAUAAGUUGAUAAAAUUGCGCAAGGGCUAUGCUGAGAAGAUUACGAAGAAAAAUGGAGAUUUGCGAUUGCUGGAGAGUCACAAACAGGAUGCUGAGGCUAAGAAUGUGGAAAUGGAGAGGCUGAGGAGGCGAGAGACGAAAUUGUCAGAGAGUCUGGCUCAGUAUGAGGAGGAUAGGAAGCCUCUGGAGUUGAGAUUGGAGAAGAUCCGGAAUGUUGAGAUGGAGUACAGCAAACUCUACUCGAAAUUGGUGGAAUUGCAGACAGAGCUGAAGAACAAGAAGGAGCGCGAAGAGAGUCUCAGGAAGAACAUCAAGGAGAUCUUCGAUGGGAGUCUUGAGCUACUCGAAGUGGAAAUUGCAAAUUUUGAUCGGAGAAUGCGUUCUAAGAAAGAUGAAUUGAUGGGCCUGGAGACACAGUGUUCAUCCCUGCGUGGCGAAGAGCAAUCCCUGGAGAAAGCCAUCACGCAGAUUGAGAUCAACAGUCGGCUGCUAAUUGAAAAAAUCACACAGGAGCAGAAUCUCAGUGCAGAUCGGGCUAGAAAUGCCAGAAAACUCACGGAAAUGCUCAAAAUUCAGACAAAUCAUGAUCUGGAGAAUUCCAAUGCAGCUGUCGAGGAGAUUCUGCCAAAGAUUGAAGAUGCCAUUCAUGCCAAAAAUGCCGCAGUCGAUGAGAUGGUUGCGAAGCAGGAGAGGGCAGAAGAAACAGCCCAGAAGGCCAUCGAUGACUUGAGGAAUGCCAUAACAAAGCUAGAGAGCGAGAUUGAGGGCAAAAACAGGCAAAUGCAGGAGAAAAAGACGGAAGAGGCAAAAAUUCAGCUGGAAAUUGAUGACGUGGAACGAUCUCAGGCAACCCUGAAGGAUCUCGGGGUGGAAAUUGAGAGAGCUACAAAGGAACUGGACAAUCUCAAGGAGGCUGUCAAUGAGGAAGCUACAAAGAAGGACAUUGAUGAUCUCAGGGAGAGUCUCAAGGUGAAACAGAGGAAGUUUGAUGAAGUCGAUGAGGAGAUUCACUUCCUCAGCUCAAUAGCUUCAGCCACAGCAGAAAUCACCACCAAAGAGCAGCAACUGGAGGAACGCCAGCAGGAAGCUAAACGCAUCCGGAACAAACAUUCGGACUCCCUAAAGGACUUCUUUCCUCAGGGAAUCUCAUCAAAUUACCGUCGGAGUGUGAUCUCUGUCCAGGAGAACCUCCAGCGGGAGAUUCAGAACAACAAUGGCCAGAUAAUGACAAAUCAGAAGCGACUGGCUCAGCUGGAAGCCACCAGGAAGACUCAGGUGGAAGAAUUGAAGCGCCUCCGUUCGGAUUUGACAUCCGGCGAGGAGGAGAUCUACCAACUGUGCCAUUCAAAGCCCUACCAUGAAGUUGUAGAGAGUCUCCGGGAGCAAAUAGCCAAGAGUCAGCUCGAGCAUGGAAGCCUCAAGUCAUCAGAGAGUUUCUACAGGAUGUACAUUGAAAAAAUGUCCGAGACUCCAUGCUGUCCGCUCUGUCACAAAGAUCUGCAGAGUUCCGAAGUGGAGAAUCUCAGUUCGGAGCUGACGGAUGAAAUCAGAGGAAUCCCUCAGAAGGCGGAGAAAACUGAUGCUCAGUUGAAGGCACUCCGGAAGAAGUAUGAUGCUCUGAUGGCCCUCAAACCCGUCACUGAGAGGCUUGAGCAACUCAAGAGAGACAUUCCGCGCAAGGAAGACAAUCUAAGGGAGACAGAAAGGAGUUUCAGUGAAGUUACUACGUUCCUGGAGGAUCUGGAGAUGUCCCUGGCGGAACCGGAGUCAAAACUAAAAAUUGCCAGUGGACUUAUUGGAGAUAUGAGUGUCCUGGAUGACGUCCUCCGUCAUAUUGCUCGACUGGAAGGUGAACUGGUCAAGGCCAGGGAACAACUUCCAUCGAGGACCUGUAAAUGGACCCUGGAGGAUGCUCAAGUUGAAAAAUCCACUCUGUCAGUCGAGUUGAAAGAUUCCCGAGAAGAACUAGAAACACGCGAACUUGCUCUCAACGAACACAAGGAAAAAGUAAACACGCUCCGGGAGAAGCGAAAUCGUCUUGAAGGCAGACAAAUUGAUCUGCAGAAGGGUGUUCAGGCUCUUUCGCAGCUGCGAAUUCGAGUAGAGGAACUCCGUGGACAAAUCAGUCAACUGAAUCAGGAAAUCAGUGAGGGGAAGCAUCGACUUCUGCCCAUGAAUCGUGACCUGGAAGCGAAAAAUGAAGCCAGAAGUCGCCUAAGGGCGAAGAAUCGCGAGAUCAUGGCGAAGGAACGAGAAGUUCUAGACACAAUCAAGAGGAUCAAGGGAGAAAUUGCCACUCAGUCGCGAGCCCUUCGAGAGAGUCAGCAGAAGAAUCUGCAGGAGCAACUGGGAAAACUGCAGCGUGGAAAGAAUGAUUCGGAGAAGAUGCUAAGUACCGUCCGGAAGGACUUGGGAACCUUGGUGAAGCAAGUGGACGACGUAAAGAGUGCCAUUGCUAAGCAAGAUAUGGAAAAGAGACAGUUGACGGACAAUCGUGAACUGAAGCAUCUCCAGCGAGAUCAAGAAGAUCUGGAUAAGCGUUACGAGGAACUCAACAAGGAUGUCGGCGGAUUGAACAUCAAACACUUGAUGCGCGAGAAGAAAGAACUUCAAACGAAGCAGGAUAAAAUUACGCAGGAAAGUAGCAAGUUACUGGGACAAAAGUCCGAGCUUGAAGGGCAGAUUGAAAAACUAGAGAGAGAACUGAAUGAGCCAAGGUACAAGGAAGCCGUAAAGAACUACCGAACUACGGUCUACGUACUGAAAGUUCUGAAGAAGACAGUAGAUGACAUCAAUCAGUAUCGGAUUGCGUUGGAAUGGGCUCUGCUGAAGUACCAUUCGGAGAAGAUGAUCCGGAUCAAUAGAUUGAUCAAAGAUCUCUGGUUGGAAAUCUACCGUGGCAGAGAUAUCGAUUAUAUACAAAUUCGUACGGAUGAAUCACCAGCAACGGCUUCAGAUCGUCGUAGAUCCUACAACUACCGCGUUGUCCAGAUCAAGAAUAGUGCAGAGAUCGACAUGAGAGGACGCUGCAGUGCUGGCCAACGUGUUCUCGCUUCCCUUAUCAUCCGAAUUGCCCUAGCUGAAACCUUCAGUCACAACUGCAACGUACUGGCUUUGGAUGAACCUACAACGAACCUAGACUACGCAAACGUUGAGUCCCUAGGAGAAGCUCUGAGUAGACUUGUGGAGAAACGAGAGUAUCAGUCCAACUUUAUGCUCAUUGUCAUCACACACGAUGAAACAUUCCUGCAUUCCCUCAAGAAUUUCGAAUACUACUACCGCGUGAAGCAAGACAAGGGCAAAUCUGUGAUCGUCCGGCAUAAGAAAGGCGAUUGAAAUUUCUUCGAAACUUUACUUUAUUCUUUUCAACUUACAUCUGCGUAUUUACAAAUGGCGCUAAAUAAAUAAAAUGGAGUGCCUAUUCUAAA